CCGUUUCUGCCGUGGUGGACUCGUUCAAUCGGACUGAGAGACUCGGUGAGCCACAAUGACGACAGCAGCACGACCCACGUUUGAACCUGCUCGAGGUGGACGAGGCAAAGGAGAGGGUGAUCUGAGCGCACUCUCUAAACAAUACUCCAGUAGAGAUCUGCCAGGACAUACCAAGAUCAAAUACAGACAGCCCACCCAGGAUGCCCCUGAAGAGGUUCGCACCCGUGAUUUCAGACGUGAGCUGGAGGAUAGAGAGCGAGCAAUUGUGAAGAGGGACCGAGGAGUCAGAGAACACACCUCUUCAUCUUCAUCAUCCUCGUCUUCUUCAACCAAACGUCCUCGUCUCGAUCAGAUUCCUGCCGCUAACCUGGACGCUGAUGACCCGCUCACAGACGAUGAUGAGGACUCUGACUCUGGAUCAGACAGUGAUGACGACACCGCCGCCCUGCUGGCUGAACUUGAGAAAAUAAAAAAAGAGAGAGCAGAGGAGCAGGAGAAGAAGGAGCGUGAGCAGAAGGCGGAGGAGGAAAGAAUUCGGAUGGAAAACAUUCUGAGUGGAAAUCCUCUGCUCAUCCUAGCAGGACAACAACAACCACCACCACCACAGACACAGAGCACCUUCAGCGUUAAACGCAGGUGGGAUGACGAUGUCGUAUUUAAGAACUGCGCUAAAGGAGUGGAUGAGUCUCGGAAGGAGAAACGCUUUAUUAACGACACACUGCGCUCUGAAUUCCACAAAAAGUUCAUGGAGAAAUACGUUAAAUAGAUCAGCCAACCUUUAAUCUUGUAUUCUCUUUUUAUUUAGAGCAUUUUUCUUCUGUUUCUUUGAUGUGAAGUUGUUGUUUCUGAUUAUCGACUGUAAUUAAAACUGUUUGCUGUAA
Molecule: messenger RNA, 881 nt
Organism: Trichomycterus rosablanca
Lineage: Eukaryota; Metazoa; Chordata; Actinopteri; Siluriformes; Trichomycteridae
Gene: cwc15
Product: CWC15 spliceosome associated protein homolog
Exons: 7
Coding region: 56-766 (236 amino acids)
Biological process (GO): mRNA cis splicing, via spliceosome
Cellular component (GO): catalytic step 2 spliceosome
Molecular function (GO): RNA binding
Source: RefSeq, a predicted model, not a curated record